GUUUAACUACAAGAAAUCUUAAGUCAUGCCAGGCACAAAAAGGAUCACGGCCAUUCUGGCUUUUAUUUUGCUUUGCUCCACUGUGUCACAAGCUAUGUCAUUGAUGAAAUCAGCAUCACAGCUAAGAUGUCAAUGUAUCACGACACAUUCUGCAUUCAUUAGUCCUCGGCUUUUUGAAAAAGUUGAGUUGAUUCCCAGUGGGCCACACUGCAAAAAUGUUGAAUUAAUCAUUACAUUGAAAACAGGAGAGACUGUAUGUGUGAAUCCAUCUGCUCCGUGGGUGGAGAAGAUCAUCGAAAGAAUAUUACAAAGCAAACAAAACCAGGCAGAGCCAGAAGAAUAGAAAAUAACCUGUACAAAUAUGAUUAUUUCUCAGGAACAAUGUUCUGGAUGAUUAUCUUGAGAUAAUUUGUU
Messenger RNA from Spea bombifrons (plains spadefoot toad), 414 nucleotides. Its product is annotated as interleukin-8-like. Bases 26 to 343 code for a protein of 105 amino acids. Gene Ontology annotation, biological process: chemokine-mediated signaling pathway; neutrophil chemotaxis; inflammatory response. NCBI's taxonomy places the organism in Eukaryota, Metazoa, Chordata, Amphibia, Anura, Pelobatidae. The transcript is spliced from 4 exons. The record is from RefSeq and is a predicted model, not a curated record. Gene Ontology annotation, molecular function: chemokine activity; CXCR chemokine receptor binding. Gene Ontology annotation, cellular component: extracellular region.